Molecule: messenger RNA, 1017 nt
Organism: Scedosporium apiospermum
Lineage: Eukaryota; Fungi; Ascomycota; Sordariomycetes; Microascales; Microascaceae
Exons: 3
Coding region: 1-1017 (338 amino acids)
Source: RefSeq, a predicted model, not a curated record
AUGCAGAUACCACGAUUCGCUCGGGCUCAAACCGCCCUCCUCCUCUCUCUCCUACUAGCCCCCGUAACCGCAACCUCGACGGCUCUACUACACUGCGAAAACAUCCGGGUGGACGGGUUUAGCUUCAACCUCGAAAAGCUCGGGGGACCGCACUCGGUCGUGACGACCUUGAGGGAGCCGCCAAGCUAUACCAAUACGACGUAUACAGUGGAUAUUUGUAAGCCGCUGAAGAAGUCUGGGGAUGCGCCCAAGGAUGAGCAGUGUCCUAACGGCACGAGAGUCUGCGCUAUACAAAGAACCUACAACGAAAGCGACGACGGCGGCCAAAAGGCCGUAGUCCGAAAAGUCGUCCCCAUAGCCGGCGCCCUCCAAGACCACGGCGCCUUCGCCUUCGACUACGAAGCCGCGCGCCUAAAGACGAGCGAUUCCAACUCGGAUUCCCGACAGGAGGGCUUACGGCUCAUCCUCAAGGGCGGAGCGUAUCCCCUCGACGUGCCGCACAAGGAGCAGACGCGCCAGCGGGCCGUGAUCGAGUUUAUUUGCGAUCCUGAGAAGGAGGGCAAUGAGGGCGAGUGGGAAUCGGAUGACAAGUACGACGAGGAGGGUGGUCAAGAUGAAGAGGGGAAGACGCGGAGGAAGAGGGAUGAUGGGGAGAAGCAGCUCAUGAAGGAUGGUGCGGCGUUGAAGUUUAUUAGUUAUGGGAAGGAGACGGAUUCGGAUUGGGAAACGCUGAGGUUGGAGUGGAGGACGAGUCAUGCUUGCGAGAGUGGUUAUGACCAGGGUUCGGCGAGCUGGGGAUUGUUUACUUGGCUUGUUGUCAUCGUAUUCAUGGGCAUUGCGGCCUACCUCAUCUUCGGCUCGUGGCUCAACUACAACAGGUACGGAGCCCGCGGCUGGGACCUCGUUCCCCACGGCGAUGCCAUCCGCGACAUCCCUUACCUCAUGAAGGAUUGGACUCGGAGCGUCCUCAACACCGUGCAGGGGUCCGGCAGCAGAGGAGGAUACAGCGCUGUCUAG